Molecule: messenger RNA, 1445 nt
Organism: Daldinia decipiens
Lineage: Eukaryota; Fungi; Ascomycota; Sordariomycetes; Xylariales; Hypoxylaceae
Product: NAD(P)-binding protein
Exons: 1
Coding region: 209-1249 (346 amino acids)
Molecular function (GO): oxidoreductase activity, acting on the CH-OH group of donors, NAD or NADP as acceptor
Source: RefSeq, a predicted model, not a curated record
CGAACUAUUCACUUAUAAACUUAGAAUGAUUAGAAAUACCUUAUAGAUACACGCGUGGCGAUAGACGAUUCUAUUACUCAGAGUGGUACAGUGGAUGACCGCCUCAUAUGUACGUAGACGCAAUAUAUGUAUAUAACUGGCCUAUGUACAUGUAAGUCUGUUACUCAACUACAACCUUUCUUUCCAUCCAUAUAUCAAAUAUACCACAAUGUCAAAACCUUCAUUCGCCAACCCGACAAUCCCUCGGGGUUCUACCGUUCUCGUUACUGGCGCCAAUGGUUUAAUUGCUUCUCAUGCCGUCGAUCGACUCCUAGAAGCAGGCUACAAUGUCCGAGGCACCGUUCGCAACCCUUCAAAGUGCACGUGGAUGGUGCCGUUAUUCGCAUCGCGUCAUCCAUCAAGCCGGUUAGAGAUCGUGCAGGUCUCGGACUUCGGUGCGCCCGGCGCAUGGAAUGACGUUGUCAAAGGUGUCGCCGCCGUUGUAGCCGUAGCUGGUGGUGUAGGCAUAGCAGUGUCGGAUAUCGACAAGGCGCUCGAAGAGGAGGUGCCGUGGAAUGAAGCGCUCCUGCAGGCAGCGAAGAACGAAUCUACCAUCAAGGCAUUUGUCUAUACAAGUAGUGCAUGGGCAACAUGGACACCAGAUCCCACCAAGAAGGUCAAAUUGACGGAAUGGACUUAUAAUGAAGAUGCCGUGCGAAUAGUCCGGAGCGACGCUACUCCUGAGGAAAAAGGAAUCCGGCCGUAUAUGGCAUUUAAAGCAUUGCUUGAGCAGUGGAUUUGGGACUGGGUUAAAAGAGAGAACCCGUCUUUCACCUUCAACACAAUUCUCCCCGAAACAGUUAUCGGCGAAUGUCUAGACCCCGAGAAUCAGGGCAUCUUAAGCACAUGCGGCAUGGUGAAGUCACUCUACGAGAGCAAGAACCUAGAGGUUCUAUCAAUGUUACCGCCCCAAUGGGCUUCUGACACGCGCGACACCGGCUUGCUUUACGUAGCGGCCCUGAUCACUCCCGGGAUAGACAGGGAGAGGCUUUAUCCGUGGAGCGACCGGUAUAGCUGGCCUAGGAUUGCCCAGAUUCUGAAGAAGCUGUAUCCGCAGAAGGAUAUCCCGGUCUUGGAGGAUGACGGAUGGGAUCAGACGGAAGUGCCGAAUGAGAGGGCUGCAGAAUUGCUGCGCGGCUUAGGCCAGGAUAGGUGGACCAGUCUUGAGGAGAGUGUGAAGGCUUGUGCGAAAGGCUUCGUGAAGGAUUGAUCGCACAUUGAUAUGGCCAUGGCAAACUUUUAAUGAAGAGAUUGAGAAUAUGAUAUUUAAACAUAUAAGCAUGUCCUUAAGGUUAAAGAAGAUGAUUUCGCUAAGCCGGACAAGUAUGCAUGGCAAAAGAAGAUGAAUUAUUUUCGUUAAUCCUGCCUAUAUUUAGAUACUACCUAUGAACCCCCCCUUUUACUUA